AGCAAACAACUCUUGCCGAAUAAACGCAAGCCAAGCAAUAAGCAGCAAGCAUCAAGCAGCAAGCAGCAAGCAGCGCAUUGAACUCUCCAUCGAGCUAAUCGAAUCAUCACAUUGGCCACAUUAUCAGCAGCAGCAUGAGGAGAAUGAGGAAGAGUGACUUGCAGCUGGUAUUUUUGUGGUCGCUGCUGUUGCUCAGUGGCAUAUCACUUACGGCUGCCACAGCACCAGUUAUCAGCCACAUUAGCCAGGAUGUGGUGGCGAGUGUGGGCGACAGCGUCGAAUUCAACUGCACCGUGGAACAUGUGGGUCAAUUGACUGUCAGUUGGGCCAAAACGGAUCCCAACUCGGCCGUGGUGCUCAGCAUGCGCAACAUGCUCAGUCUGCCCGAUCAGCGCUACAAUGUCAGUGUGCACGAGAAUGCUGGCAAGGACAGUGCCGUUUAUAGCUUUCGCAUACGCCAGAUCGAGGCGAGCGAUAUGGGUCCGUAUGAGUGCCAGGUGAUUGUCUCCGCCACCGGCAAGGUGACCAAGAAGCUCAAUCUGCUCAUCAAGACGCCGCCGGUAAUCUCUGAGCUGACGCCAAAGAGCAUGCUGGUCACGGAGGGACAGAAUCUGGAGAUAUCGUGUCAUGCCAGCGGAUUUCCCGCACCCACCAUAUCCUGGGCACGCGAACAGAAUGCCAUAAUGCCAGCGGGUGGCCAUCUGCUGAACGAACCGACGCUGAGGAUCAGGGCGAUACAUCGUGUGGAUCGCGGCGGCUACUAUUGCAUUGCCCAGAACGGCGAGGGCCAGCCGGACCGGCGACUGAUCCGUGUCGAGGUCGAGUUCCGGCCCCAGAUCGCUGUGCAGCGACCCAAGGUGGCGCAGAUGCUGUCCCAUUUGGUGGAUCUCGAGUGCAGCGUUCAGGGCUAUCCGUCGCCAACUGUGGUGUGGUUCAGGAAUGGGGCGCAGCUGCAAUCGAGUCGACACUACGAGAUCUCCAACACGGCCUCAUCCUCGGAGACGACCACGUCGGUGUUGCGCAUCGCCAGCGUAUCGGAGGAGGACUUCGGCGACUACUACUGCAAUGCCACCAACAAGCUGGGACAUGCCGAUGCUCGGCUGUAUCUCUUCCAGACCGUCAUUCCGGUGCCCUCAUCCUCAUCGUAGGAGGUGUGCCCGCUGCUUUCCCACACACGCACACCCCCCCACACACACACACACACACAAAGAAGAAGAAGACUUGAAUUUAUAUAUUAAUUUUUUCGGCAAUUGUUUGGUAUUAUGUUCUCCAUAUGCUAUAUAUGCUAUAUGUUUUGUAUGUCUGGCCGCAGCUUCCACUCGGAUGCGGUCUGUAGUUCUCUUAUUAUUAAUGAUUCAUUCAAUUAACUCUGAUUCCGAUUCACUUUAAGCGUUUGAAUGUUUGUGCCUUGAGAACUCGCUUCCCAUCGUUGCGUUUUCAGUAUACAUAAAUAAACACACACAC
Drosophila grimshawi is the source of this 1464-nucleotide messenger RNA. It is a transcript of the gene Ama, whose product is annotated as protein amalgam. The transcript has a single exon. Lineage: Eukaryota; Metazoa; Arthropoda; Insecta; Diptera; Drosophilidae. Bases 135 to 1148 code for a protein of 337 amino acids. The record is from RefSeq and is a predicted model, not a curated record. Gene Ontology annotation, cellular component: neuron projection.